Guyanagaster necrorhizus is the source of this 849-nucleotide messenger RNA. RefSeq names its product metalloprotease. Gene Ontology annotation, molecular function: metallopeptidase activity. The record is from RefSeq and is a predicted model, not a curated record. The coding region runs from base 1 to 849 and encodes 282 amino acids. NCBI's taxonomy places the organism in Eukaryota, Fungi, Basidiomycota, Agaricomycetes, Agaricales, Physalacriaceae. The transcript is spliced from 6 exons.
AUGUACGGUCUUCUUGCCGUCGCCGUCCUCAGUGCUUCUAGUGCAGUUGCAACUCGCCUUGCUCUCAACGGAACUGGCAGAGCAUGUGGAACGUAUAUCUCCGAUGAACGACGAGCUGCUGCUGAGGGGCAUUUUCUCGAGAACAAAAUUUCAGCGUCGGCCCAGCCUACCAGCAUCAACCUGUACUGGCACGUUAUCGCCCAAGACAGCACUAUAAGUGGUGGAUAUCUUCCGGCAUCCCAGAUCGCGGAUUCAAUUAGUGUUAUGAAUGCGGACUAUGCCAAUACUAGCAUUUCUUGGGUUCUCGCUGGUACUGACUACACGAUCAACUCGGAUUGGUUUGCGAACGUCGGCCCUGACAGUUCUCAGCAAACUGCGAUGAAACAAGCCUUGAGAGUCGGGGGCGGAAAUGACCUCAACGUUUACACUGUCGGUUUCACCUCUGGCACUGGUGUUGGUCUUCUCGGGUACUCCACCUUCCCAUACAGCUACAGCGGCGCACCUCAGGAUGACGGGGUCGUCAUUCUCUUCUCUUCUGUUCCCGGUGGAAGCACUACCAAGUACAAUAAGGGCCGGACUUUAACGCACGAGGCUGGUCACUGGGUUGGUCUGUACCAUACGUUCCAAGAUGGCUGCAUUGGCGCUGGAGACUUGGUUGACGACACCCCCCCUGAGGCUUCACCUGCCUUCGGUUGCCCAACCGGGCGAGACACCUGUUCUGGUGGAGGUGUUGACCCCAUCCACAACUACAUGGACUACACUUACGACAGCUGCAUGAAUCAGUUCACAUCUGGGCAGGCAAAGCGUAUGGCUGACCAGGUCCUCACCUACCGUGGUAUCACAAUAUGA